Messenger RNA from Selaginella moellendorffii, 3498 nucleotides. Its product is annotated as receptor protein kinase TMK1. The transcript has 2 exons. Gene Ontology annotation, biological process: protein phosphorylation. NCBI's taxonomy places the organism in Eukaryota, Viridiplantae, Streptophyta, Lycopodiopsida, Selaginellales, Selaginellaceae. Gene Ontology annotation, molecular function: protein kinase activity; ATP binding; protein binding. The record is from RefSeq and is a predicted model, not a curated record. The coding region runs from base 156 to 3047 and encodes 963 amino acids.
AGGGUUCUUGCGCGGCAUGCCGCCGGGGUGCUCGAGUCGCAAUGUGGGAUCCAUGACGCUCCCUGGCGAUGGAUUUCGCCGGGGAGAAGCUGAGAAGCUGAAUCGCGAGUGAUAAUCUCUGUGCUCGAGCGAAUUCGUUGUGAUUUCUGGCCGCAAUGGAGCAGCAUUCGUGGAAAUAUUUUCUUCUUCUCGGGGUCUUGCUCGUCUCGGCCGCGGCCGAGACGGAUCCAGUCGACGCCGAGGCGCUGCAAUCGUUCCAGAAGGGCUUGAGCAACGGGGAGAUUCUCCAGUGGAGCGGCACCGAUCCGUGCGGCGCGGCGUGGAAGCACGUCCAGUGUCGGGGGAAAUCUGUGACAGGGAUCGAUGUGGCGUUUCUGGGGCUCCAGGGGAUCGUCUCUCCAUCGCUCAACCGGCUCUCCAAUCUCGAGUACCUCGGGAUGCAAGGGAACGCUCUAUCUGGAUCCAUGCCCUCGCUUGCCGGGAUGGCCAACCUCAAGAUCGCCUACUUCGACAACAACGAUUUCUCCUCCAUCCCGGGGGAUUUCUUCGCAGGCCUCGAAUCCCUCGAGGCGAUCUACCUCGACAACAAUCCUCUCAACGGCACGGCCGGAUGGGAGCUCCCGGUGGAUAUUUCGCACCUGGGAGCUCUUGCGAACCUCUCCCUCACGAACUCCAGCGUCGUGGGGAGCAUCCCAGCGUUCCUGGGAGCGAUGCCGCAUCUCAAGGUCUUGAAUCUCGCCUACAAUCGCCUCACCGGUGGGAUCCCUCCCUCGUUUGUAAGUUCCAAUCUCGUCCAGCUCCAGGCCAACAACAUGCAAGGCCCGGUUCUCACAGGCCCGAUCGACGCUGUGGGCGGCAUGGGAUCGCUCGUCCAGCUAUGGCUCCAGGUGAACGAGAUCGCUGGAACCAUCCCACCGGGGCUGGGCAACGCGCUCGCGCUCCAGGAUCUCAAGCUCAACGACAAUCGCCUCACAGGACCCAUUCCAGCGAGCUUGGCAGAGCUUCCACUCGCGAUCCUUUCAGUGGACAACAACGAGCUCAUCGGUGUUCUUCCGGCCUUCAAGCCCGCGACCAAGGUCCUCGCUACUGGGAAUAACUUCUGCCAGGCGGUCCCGGGGCUGCGAUGCUCUCACGACGUGGAGACGCUGCUCGAGUUUAUCGGGGAGUUUGGCUACCCGGCAUCGAUCGUCUCGUCGUGGAAGGGCGACGAUCCGUGUCUCUGGACGGGGAUCGUCUGUGACUCGGGGAAGCGGGUGUCGGUGAUCGAUCUCGCGGGGAGCCAGCUCGUGGGUCGGCUCUCUCCGGCGCUGGUGAAUCUCACGGCGCUCACGGUGCUGAGGCUCAACGGGAACAACAUCAGUGGCGGCAUUCCUCCGGUGCUCACCAGCAUGAAGUCGCUCCAGCAAGUCGACUUACACAACAAUAACCUGUCUGGCGAUCUUCCGCAGUUCCCCGAGUCCGUGAAGACGAAUUUCCAGGGGAAUCCUUUGCUGCUCCAGAGCUUGCCACCCGUGACUUCUCCUCCAGUUGCUCCUGCGCAGCCGUCUGGUUCUUCUGGCGGGGGUGGUGGUGCUAAGAACACGAACACCACGGUGGCGAACAAUGCGACGGCGGCGGAGGUUUUGCCGAGGAGCCACCACAAUUCCGUGAAAGCUGGACUGAUUGCGGGGCCGGUGGUGGGAGCGGUCUCUCUGCUCGCCAUUGGGCUCGCGCUUUCCUUCCUGUUCUACAAGAGGUCCGAGAAGCGGUUUGUGAGAGUCCAGGGCCCGACAAUGGUGGUGCAUCCGAGGGACUCAAGCUCCGAGGACAUUGUGAAGAUCAUCGUUCCUGGCGGUGCCGGCAACAACGUGAACUCACGCAGCCUUGUGGAGACGGCGUCCGUCAACUCCAACGGGACCGACGUCCAAGUUGUGGAGGCUGGGAACCUGGUGAUCUCGAUCCACGUCCUGCGAAACGCUACACGAAACUUUAGCGAGGAGACUGUUCUCGGCCGGGGAGGAUUCGGGGCGGUGUACAGGGGGCAAUUGGACGACGGCACCAACAUAGCUGUGAAGCGAAUGGAGGCUUCAUCCGUGGUGAGCAGCAAGGGCGUCAGCGAGUUCCAUGCCGAGAUAGCUGUUCUAAGCAAGGUCAGGCACCGUCACCUGGUGGCUCUUCUCGGGUACUGCAUCGACGGCAACGAGAAGCUUCUCGUGUACGAGUAUCUCCCGCAGGGUGCACUGAGCCACCAUCUCUUCGAGUACCGGCGGAUGAGACUCAAGCCUCUGGAGUGGAAGCGGCGGCUGGCAAUUGCUCUGGACGUUGCCCGUGGGAUGGAGUACCUCCACGGCCUGGCAUACAAGAGUUUCAUCCACCGGGACCUUAAGCCGUCGAACAUCCUGCUGGACGAUGAUCUCCGCGCAAAGGUGGCGGACUUUGGCCUGGUGAAGCUGGCACCCGAGGGGAAAUACUCGGUGGAGACGAGGCUGGCGGGGACGUUUGGCUACCUGGCCCCGGAGUACGCAGUGACCGGGAGGGUGACAACCAAAGCCGAUGUUUUCAGCUUCGGGGUGGUGCUCCUGGAGCUGAUAAGCGGGCGGCGCGCGCUGGACGAGUCCCAGCCGGAGGAAAACAUGCAUCUGGUGACCUGGUACCGGCGGAUAACGAGCUCCAGCAGCAAGGAGUCGCUGCUGCGGAUCAUCGACCCGGUGCUCGGGGUGGGCGACGUGACCGGCGACGUCUUCCACAGCGUGUACACGGUCUCGGAGCUGGCGCGGCACUGCACGGCGCGGGAGCCGUAUCAGCGCCCCGACAUGGGCCACGCAGUGAGCGUGCUGUCGCCGCUGGUGGAUCAGUGGAAGCCGGCGGACCAGGACGGGGAGGAGAGCGCGGGCAUCGACCUGAGCUUGACGCUGCCCCAGGCGCUCAAGAAGUGGCAGGCGUCCGAGGAGGACAGCAGCAGUGGCGCUGCGAGCCGGAGGAUGCUGGACGACUACGACAGCCACGACAGCUUGCCGACGAGGCCGGCGGGAUUCGCCGAGGCUUUCACUGCCGCCGAUGGGCGAUGAUGGUCACAGGUUCGCUCGCUCUUCUUUCUUUACUUCUUUUUCUAGAGGACUUCUGGGAGGCCAUCGCUGGGAUCGAGAUCACGAGCAGGGAAAUCGAGAUGGUUACAGGAAGGGAUGAGACGAUCAAUCAAAACCGCAGGGAAAAACGCAGGAAAAAGAAGAUCACAGGUCCCAAGCACGAGAGCUAAGGCUGACAGUGGAAGAGGGAAGAAUCAUGGUUGGCUCUUCGGGCUCUCCCCGAGGUGGAGUAAAAUUCUCGCUCCCAAGGUAGUGUAAGUCUGCAAGAGUUUUAUCUUUUUUUACCAUCUCUUUAUCCAUCUUUUUUAUCCAUGUUAUUCUAUGUGAUCAACUAGUCAUCUAAAGUAUGAAAAUGUAUAGAUGUUCGCUCUAAACAGUGGUCAUCCAAUCACCCAGAAGAUAUAUUUUAACUAAAGCUGUUUGGACAAGCUUC